AUGUCUGACUCCAAGGUCCUUGCGUCCCCCCCAGGAGAAUGCUGCACAAAGACUGUACAGCAUAGCGGCACAGCCGUUGGCGUCUUUGAAGACCUCAACGGGGUCAACACAUAUGUGUCUUAUCCGCCGACCCGGCAGGAACGCUACAGGCGCAUCAUAUUUUUCUUCGCGGAUGUCUUUGGCCCGAUGUACAUCAACAAUCAGCUGAUCAUGGAUUAUUUCGCCUCAAAGGCAGGAUAUCUAAUCCUUGGGCCCGACUAUUUUGAAGGAGACUUUGUGUUCCACCAUUACGGCGUCGAACCCGACUUUGACUUGGGGAAGUGGGUAGGUCCAAAGCGCGAGAAGGCAUAUCAACUGGUGCCCACGUUCGUCGACGCUGCUAAGGCCAAGUUCGGCACCACUGAGACCAAGUAUGCUGCUGUCGGGUAUUGUUUCGGUGGCCCUGACGUAUUAGGCCUCACCGCCACGGACUGGCUUGCUGCAGGAGCAAUUGCGCACCCUGCUAUGCUUGACGAAGAUCACUUUGCGAACUCAAAAAGACCUCUUUUCUUAUCCUGCGCCGAAACCGAUCACACCUUCCCCACUGACUCUCGUCAUCGGUCCGAGGAACUCCUGCGAGACUCCGCAUUCAAGCCCGAAUAUCACUUCCAGGUUUUUGCACGCGUUGCCCACGGUUUUGCGAUCCGCGGAAAUCCCGACGUGCCCCACGAGAGAUGGGCAAAAGAGCAAAGUGCGAAUAGCAUCAUCGGUUGGUUCGAUAGAUUCUGUAAUUAA
Messenger RNA from Heterobasidion irregulare TC 32-1, 774 nucleotides. RefSeq lists its product as uncharacterized. The transcript is spliced from 8 exons. The record is from RefSeq and is a predicted model, not a curated record. NCBI's taxonomy places the organism in Eukaryota, Fungi, Basidiomycota, Agaricomycetes, Russulales, Bondarzewiaceae. The coding region runs from base 1 to 774 and encodes 257 amino acids. Gene Ontology annotation, molecular function: hydrolase activity.